Seriola dumerili (greater amberjack) is the source of this 1601-nucleotide messenger RNA. RefSeq names its product transcription factor SOX-11-like (gene sox11b). The transcript has a single exon. Gene Ontology annotation, biological process: negative regulation of transcription by RNA polymerase II; anatomical structure morphogenesis; positive regulation of transcription by RNA polymerase II. NCBI's taxonomy places the organism in Eukaryota, Metazoa, Chordata, Actinopteri, Carangiformes, Carangidae. Gene Ontology annotation, molecular function: RNA polymerase II cis-regulatory region sequence-specific DNA binding; DNA-binding transcription activator activity, RNA polymerase II-specific. The record is from RefSeq and is a predicted model, not a curated record. The coding region runs from base 66 to 1262 and encodes 398 amino acids.
AGAACCGGACAGAUCAACGUACACGCAGAAAGUGUCUCGGUCGGUUAGAAACGUUAAACCGGACGAUGGUUCAGCACACGCAGCAUGGCGGGGCGGGGAUCAACACCGGGUCCCGCGAGGCGACCGACCCGGAGGAGAGCGAGCUGCUGGCGGCCUCGGCGUGCAGCCCCGUGCCGCUGAAGCCGGACUGGUGUAAGACGGCGUCGGGUCACAUUAAACGGCCCAUGAACGCCUUCAUGGUCUGGUCCAAGAUCGAGAGGCGGAAGAUCAUGGAGCAGUCCCCGGACAUGCACAACGCGGAGAUCUCCAAGCGGCUCGGGAAGCGCUGGAAAAUGUUAAAAGACACCGAAAAGAUCCCGUUCAUCCGGGAGGCGGAGCGGCUCCGGCUCAAGCACAUGGCCGACUACCCGGACUACAAGUACCGGCCCAAGAAGAAGCCCAAGACGGACGGAUGUGCGUUUCCUGCGGGGAAGUCAGCCGCUCAGUCCCCGGAGAAAACCGCAGUCCGAGCCGUGAAUAAGAACUCCUCCGCCGCGAAGAAAUUCUCCAAGUUGAAACCCAGCAAGCCGGUGGUGGGUCCCGGCAGAGGCAGGAGCCACCUCCAGCAACACCAGCACCCGGACCCCCGGUACCGGUACGUGUUGACCACCAGCUUUAAAACCAGCAAGCUCGUUAAACGGGAGUUCACCGACGACGAGGAGGAUGACGACGACGACGACGACGACGAUGAAGACGACUCCGAGGAGGAGCGGGGUCUUAAGGAGGACGAGCCGUCCCGGUACAGCCUCGCCAAGGUUCCGGCCAGCCUGAGUCUGAGCUCCCCCGCCGCCGAACCGGAGGGAACCGGCAUGUACGAGUCUUCCGGUCGGCUCUUCUACAGCUUCAAGAACAUCACCCGGCAGGGCACCAGCACCUCCUCUUACCCGGCCUCCCGCUCACCCGCAUCCUCGUCCCGGUCCGGCUCCACCUCCUCCUCCUGCUGCGGGGAGGACCUCGAUGAUCUCCCCUCGGAGGGGAACGACUACGCCUUCAGCCUCCUGGCCGGCUUCCACGCCUCCUCCGAGCCGUGGAACUCGUCUUCCAGCUCGGUCCCGGGGAACCUGAGCUUGUCCCUGGUGGAUAAAGACUUGGACUCGUGCAGCAGCGAGGGCAGCCUCGGGUCCCACUUCGAGUUCCCGGACUACUGCACCCCGGAGCUCAGCGAGAUGAUCGCCGGGGACUGGCUGGAGGCCAACUUCUCGGACCUGGUGUUCACUUAUUGAUCCCUCGGGGGGGGUGUCGCUCCAGAACCAGUCAGGGACCGGUGUGAUGUGGCUGCUGCUGCCCGGGCUCAGGUUGCGGGGAGCGGAUGGACUGUACACACGCUGCGGUACUUCAGCAAAAAAUGAAUGAAAUGAAAUCACCUCAACAGGGUUUUAUGGAUUUUGUUUUCAGUUGCUCGGGUCUGAACCAGGAUCCGGACUAUGCGUUUCCACCCAGACCCAGAAAUGACUCUAAUUAACACUAAGAUCAGGAUUUAAGACUCUUUAGUUUCCUUUGCUUCCCAGCACUGGGACCAGCACCAGGACCAGGACUACGACUUCAGGACUCUGAGUUUCCCA